UUGUCAAAAAGUUUAAAGUUAAAAAAGUAUGCGUUUUGACCACUAUGAACUCAUAUUUUUCUUUUUUGGGUUGAGUUGUUACAAUUUAUCCUACAGCAGCCAUGAUAUGACAUUUUCCAGCUCGUCGCUGUCCUUUCUAAAGCCCAGAGCGACGUCACGUCUGGAACGUGGGUCCGCCCAUGCUGUGCCCGGCUGUGUGUGUGAGUGUGUGAGUGUGUCAGUAACGACAAAUGACCGGAUUAAGCAACGCGCAAGGGCUUUCAACUUGGGAAGGAAAGGCUCCACGAUAACGGGGGAAGAGGAACUGAACCUGACUUUUAACGGGAGAGGAGCACAGAGUCCGCGGUCGUCCAAUUAAAUCCCCCUUUGAGAGCCCCCUUAUUGGACGAGGCCCCGCCCACGUUUUCUCCCUACCCCUGUGGCUCCGCCCCUCUGGGAUCACCCAACGGGUCCCCCCCUGUCCUCUCCUCCCCCUCCUCUCGCUGAGACCGCCCUCCACCCCCUCUCAGCGGCCCCCCAUGCACCGGGGAAGGCGGGGGCCAUUGUGGACCACUAGCCCCGCCGGCGGCCUGUGAGCGGCGUGCGGCCGGGCGACGGCGUGCCAUGGCGCCCAGGCUGCGCAUCGUGUUCGGCCUCCUGGCGGCCGGCAGCCUGCCCCUCUUCUACCUGAUGAGUGUGAGCCUGGAGGUGUGGACCCCCUGGCACAUGGACCUCCUGGGGCGGGCCUGGUACGCAGCCAGCCCCUCCCCCCCAAGCAGCAUUCCAGGAGAUCGCCUGGGGCCCCUUCGGCUCAACAACAGUCUCUUUGGCCAGGACCCCGGGGCCUCCAGUGUUGACCCGAGCACUGUGGCCCCAGACCCGUCCAGUCCGGGGCCAGCGCCGUCCACCACUGCUGCCGCCGGCCAGCCGCCGGCCAGGGGACCGAGGGUAACCACGUCUAGACCAGCCCCCAUUGAGCCCACUCCCAGGGUGCUGACCUUCGAGGAGGCCUACAUUGGAGAUACGUACAGCAAAGAAGACAUCCAACCACAGACAACCUGCCCAGAUUCCAUCGCCAGGAAGUGGUCGUCAUCCGGCUUUAAUGGCAGUUUCCUGGGGACCGUUCCGGUUCUCCAGUGGGCCAAGGACGUCACGCUGCACCAGCACCAGCGCCUGAAGCAGUUUCAUGGAGCCUACGGAUGGUCCUCGAUGGAUUAUGACUCGCUGAAGGCCACGCUCUCCGUCCUCAACCUCACGGCCAACCACCAGAUGUUUGACGACUGGGAGCAUCGACAGAACGGCUCGCAGUGCAUCCGCUGCGCCGUGGUCGGCAACGGAGGGAUCUUGAAGGACUCCGGCAAGGGGCCCGAGAUCGACGGCCACGACUACGUGUUCAGGACGAACGGGGCUAUCCUUGAUGGUUUCCAGAAGGAUGUGGGCACCCGCACCACACACUACACCUUCUCCACCAACACUAUGAGGAAUUCCAUGGGGGGCUACCGUAGCGCGGGCUUCAGGGGGCCACCGGUGUCCAAGGAAACGCGUUAUGUCUUCCUUCCAGACAAUGACCGGGACUAUCUGAUGGUGAAAGCUGUCGCCACACACACACCGGUGGAGCGAGGCCACGAUAAAUCCAAAACUCCACCAAAGUACUUCGGAGAGGACGCGACGGCGGAGAAGCUAAAGAUGUAUCACCCAGACUUUAUCCGCUACCUCAGGAACAGGUUCUUUACAGCCCAAACACUGAAGAAGAGAUACAGGGGGAUCUACCGUCCGUCCACGGGAUCUGUGAUGCUUCUGGCUGCUCUGCACACCUGUGACCAGGUCAGCGCCUAUGGCUUCAUGACGCCCGACUAUAGCAAGUACUCGGACCACUACUUUGACAAAACCUACCACAGGGUGAUAUUCUACGCCAACCACGAGUUCCGCUUGGAGCUGGCGCUGUGGCAGCAGCUGCACAAGGCUGGCCUCAUGCGGCUGUUCAUGAGACCGUCGACCACGGGGAGCCCUCGACCAGCUACACACGGCCCCCAGAGUAACGGGACGGGGUAAUCUGGGGGCCGGAGAACCUGGCGUUUUUAGGACCGAUUGGGCAAAGAGCACUGAGGUUUUUUUUUUUUCCUCAAAGCUUUUUUUUUAAGAUUUUUAUUUGGCUUUCCGUGUACGGCGUAAUAAUUGUGUUGGUUUUCUCGUCAAGCUAACAGGUAAAAAUGUAGACUUGAUGGGAAACCACAUUGUGGCUGAUUGCCUUGACCGAACCCUGUCUCAGACGUUCUCCUCCAGUCAUUCUGUGUGCCUUGAAAUUCAGAAGAAAAACAGAACGGUCUUUUAUUUUAAAAACUUAAUUUAUUUCUGUUUUAAAGCAAUUUCAUUGGUGUGUAGUCUACGAUGCAAACUGCAUUUUAAAAACAUUAUUUUAGAAAUGCCUCUGAGGAUCCUCCUCCCUGUGGCGUUAACUCAUGGAGGGAGAAGGUACCGUGUCAAGCUGUGCUAUUGUGGAAGCUGGGGGACAUAUUUUAACGGACUGAAGAUGUCUCCCCUGACAACACGGGGAGAAAGCGUCCCUUUCUCUCAUGGCCGAGCAGGGGGGUUUCCAGGGACAACUCUUCAGGGAGCGUUGGCGGCGGCACCUGCGACGACCGGCUUCACGGCCAUGGCGUGAAGUGGAGCUGGACCUCGCUGGAGAGCGCUCGUCUCCUCGCUGGUGGACUGCAGAUGAGGUUUUUUUGUGCUGCGAAACAAUAAUAACGGAGCCUCCGUAAAAUAUACUGUAUAGAGUUAGUCCUGCCAAAGACACUCCGCGAAUCAGGGAACAUCUUUUUUAUACUGUUGAAGGACUUUCUGGUGUUGAAUCAAUGGGUGAUUUAAGGGCUAAAAACUUAGACUGGCAUUGCACAAUUUCUGACUGUGAUUUUGAUUCCUGAAAUUUGUUUCCAAGUAAAAGGGUGACCUCCGACCUGCUGGGGUUAACAACAGGUUCAAG
Gadus morhua (Atlantic cod) is the source of this 2962-nucleotide messenger RNA. Its product is annotated as alpha-N-acetylgalactosaminide alpha-2,6-sialyltransferase 2. The record is from RefSeq and is a predicted model, not a curated record. The coding region runs from base 604 to 2031 and encodes 475 amino acids. Gene Ontology annotation, molecular function: sialyltransferase activity. Lineage: Eukaryota; Metazoa; Chordata; Actinopteri; Gadiformes; Gadidae. The transcript is spliced from 11 exons.